This is a messenger RNA of Scomber japonicus (chub mackerel), 5104 nucleotides long. RefSeq names its product TRAF2 and NCK interacting kinase a (gene tnika). Gene Ontology annotation, molecular function: ATP binding; protein kinase activity. The record is from RefSeq and is a predicted model, not a curated record. NCBI's taxonomy places the organism in Eukaryota, Metazoa, Chordata, Actinopteri, Scombriformes, Scombridae. Bases 108 to 4106 code for a protein of 1332 amino acids. Gene Ontology annotation, biological process: protein phosphorylation. The transcript has 35 exons.
GGUUGGAGGACAGCAGAGACUGAGCAGCAGAAGACCACACAGUCGUGACAGCAAACGGCCGUUUUAGGAUACCGGGCAACUGAGAGGAGCUUUUUGUGUCCUCCAUUAUGGCGAGUGACUCUCCAGCUCGGAGUCUGGACGAAAUCGACCUCUCCGCUUUGAGGGAUCCUGCUGGCAUCUUUGAGUUGGUUGAGCUGGUGGGAAAUGGCACAUAUGGACAGGUCUACAAGGGUCGCCAUGUUAAGACUGGGCAGCUGGCAGCCAUCAAGGUCAUGGAUGUCACCGGGGAUGAGGAAGAGGAGAUUAAAGCAGAAAUUAACAUGCUGAAGAAGUACAGCCACCAUCGGAACAUCGCUACCUACUACGGAGCUUUCGUCAAGAAAAACCCUCCUGGCAUAGAUGAUCAGCUAUGGCUGGUCAUGGAGUUCUGUGGAGCCGGCUCGGUGACAGAUUUGAUCAAGAACACCAAGGGCAACUCUCUGAAAGAGGAGUGGACUGCUUACAUCUGUCGAGAGAUUCUCAGGGGUCUGACUCAUCUCCAUCAGCACAAGGUCAUCCACAGAGACAUCAAGGGACAGAACGUCCUGCUGACUGAGAACGCAGAGGUCAAACUAGUGGACUUUGGUGUUUCGGCCCAGUUGGACAGAACUGUCGGAAGGAGGAACACAUUUAUCGGGACGCCAUAUUGGAUGGCACCAGAGGUCAUUGCCUGUGACGAGAACCCCGAUGCCACAUACGACUUCAAGAGUGAUUUAUGGUCAUUGGGGAUCACAGCAAUAGAGAUGGCUGAAGGAGCACCACCGCUGUGUGACAUGCACCCCAUGAGAGCCCUCUUCCUUAUCCCACGCAACCCAGCUCCCAGACUCAAGUCAAAGAAAUGGUCGAAGAAGUUCCAAUCAUUCAUAGAGAGCUGUCUGGUGAAGAGCCACAGCCAGAGACCCAGCACAGAGCAGCUCCUCAAACACCCUUUCAUCAGAGACCUGCCAAAUGAGAGGCAGGUCCGCAUCCAGCUGAAGGACCACAUCGACCGCACCAAGAAGAAGAGAGGAGAGAGGGAUGAGACAGAGUACGAAUACAGUGGCAGUGAAGAGGAGGAUGAAGAAAGAGACAUGGGUGAACCAAGCUCUAUCAUCAACAUCCCCGGUGAGUCAACCCUGAGGCGGGACUUCCUGCGCCUCCAGCUGGCCAAUAAGGAGCGCUCGGAGGCGCAGCGGCGGCAGCAGCUGGAGCAACAGCAGAACGAGGAGCACAAGCGCUUACUGCUAGCCGAAAGACAGAAACGCAUCGAGGAGCAGAAGGAGCAGAGGAAGCGGCUGGAGGAACAGCAACAGCGAGAGCGUGAGCUGAGGAAACAGCAUGAGCGGGAACAGAGGAGACGUUACGAGGAAAUGGAGCAGCUCCGCAGAGAGGAGGAGAGGAGGCAUGCAGAGAGAGAACAGGAGUAUAUCCGUAGACAGCUGGAAGAGGAACAGAGGCAGUUAGAGAUUCUCCAGCAGCAACUACUACAGGAACAGGCGUUACUGCUGGAGUAUAAGCGUAAGCAGGUAGAGGAGCAGCGGCAGGCAGAGCGGCUACAGAGGCAGCUCCAGCAGGAGAGAGCCUACCUGGUGUCUCUACAACAGCAGCAGCAGCAACAACAGCAGCAACAACAGCAGGAGGGUAGGCAAGGAGAGAAGAAACCACUUUACCACUACAAAGAUGUCGUCAAUCCUGCUGACAAGCCAGCCUGGGCUAAAGAGGUGGAGGAGCGAUCUAAGCUGAACAGACAGAGUUCUCCAGCACUGCAGCACAAAUUGUCCAACCGCAUCUCCGACCCCUCCCUCCCUCCCCGCUCAGAGUCCUUCAGCAGUGGGGGCAUGCAGCCCGCCCGCACCCCACCCAUCCACCGUUCCAUCGAACCACAGAUGGCUCAUCUGGUUCCAGUGAAAACCCACUCUAGCUCCAUGUCUGGCUCUCAGUCACUGCAGGACCAGACAGGUUCAGCUAUGAGUGAGGGCAUCAGCGUGGGCUCCCCCAGACCUGAGAUGCCCCGUCAGAACUCAGACCCCACCUCUGACACACCGGCACCCCAACCGCUGCGUAUCACAGAUCGGGACAGAACUGCCUGGCUAAGAGAGGAGGAUAUCCCACCAAAGGUCCCCCAGAGGACCACUUCCAUCUCCCCAGCCCUGGUCAGGAAGAACUCCCCUAACGGAGGAGUGGGUCUGGGACCUCGCACGGGUUCUCAGCUCAUCCGGGCUAGUAACCCAGACCUGCGACGCUCAGAGCUCUCUCUGGACGCCAUGCUGCAAAGAACCUCCUCCAACUCAUCAUCAUCAUCCUCCCCUUCAUCUCAGGGAGGCUCAGCCGAGAGGCGAGGUCAAACCAAGCAGGAAGGAUCCCCUCCGGGAGCCAAUCAGGAGGCAAAACCCAAACAGGAGGAGGGCCGUGAAUCAGCCAGACCCAGCAGACCUGCAAGUUAUAAGAAAGCCAUAGAUGAGGACCUAAGUGCAUUGGCUAAGGAACUCAGAGAAUUGAGGGUGGAGGAGGGGACCAGACCUCCAGUCAAGGUGACAGACUACUCGUCCUCCAGUGAUGAAUCAGAGAGCAGCGAUGAGGACGGGGAGACAGUGGGGCAUGAUGGGACUGUUGCUGUUAACGACAUCCCGCGCAUCAUGCCAGCAGUGCCGAGUAGCAGUGAGUCGUACGGAGGGCUGACAGAGGACUCUUUGGGAGAUGCCUAUAAUAGCUCCAAGGACGGCACUCUGGUGAUGAGAGAGGCAGAGGAGAGGAGGAGAGGUGGUCACACAGAGAGUAACGGCUUUGGGAAUCACAGUAACCAUGGUAACCUUCCCGACCUGGUACAGCAGAGCAACUCUCCCUCAGCCACACCCACAGCCCUGCAGGAACUUGGUGAUAUGGCUGAGUUUGGUUUGGGUGGGUCCAAAGCAUCCUUCACCCCAUUUGUUGAUCCACGUGUCUAUCAAACCUCCCCGAAUGAUGAUGAUGAUGAUGAUGAUGAUAAUGAUAACUCAGCAGCAGCCAUGUUUGCAAAUGAACUUAUGAGGCAGGAGCAGGCCAGACUAAAUGAAGCCAGAAAGAUCUCUGUUGUCAACGUCAACCCAACAAACAUCAGACCCCACAGUGACACACCAGAGAUCCGCAAAUACAAGAAACGCUUCAACUCUGAGAUCCUGUGUGCUGCACUCUGGGGUGUGAACCUUCUGGUGGGGACAGAGAACGGUCUAAUGCUGCUUGAUCGAAGUGGACAGGGAAAAGUGUAUAACCUGAUCACCAGACGGCGUUUCCUACAAAUGGAUGUGCUUGAGGGGCUCAAUGUGCUAGUCACCAUAUCCGGGAAAAAGAAUAAGUUGCGUGUCUACUACUUGUCCUGGCUGAGGAACAGAAUAUUACAUAAUGACCCAGAAGUAGAGAAGAAACAGGGUUGGAUUACAGUUGGGGAACUGGAAGGCUGUGUGCAUUAUAAAGUUGUUAAAUAUGAGAGGAUUAAGUUCCUGGUGAUUGCCCUGAAGACAUCUGUGGAAAUCUACGCCUGGGCUCCCAAACCUUACCAUAAGUUCAUGGCGUUUAAGUCAUUCACUGAGUUGCAGCAUCGUCCCCAGCUGGUUGACCUUACAGUGGAAGAAGGUCAGAGAUUAAAGGUCAUCUAUGGCUCCAGCGUGGGCUUCCAUGUCAUCGAUGUGGACUCAGGCAACCCUUACGACAUCUACAUUCCCUCACAUAUCCAGAGCCAGGUGACACCCCAUGCCAUCGUGGUGCUCCCUAAGACUGAUGGGAUGGAGAUGCUGCUGUGUUACGAGGACGAGGGUGUCUACGUCAACACAUAUGGUCGAAUCACAAAGGACGUGGUGCUACAGUGGGGAGAGAUGCCUACCUCUGUUGCCUAUAUCCAUUCUAAUCAGAUUAUGGGCUGGGGUGAGAAAGCCAUAGAGAUCCGCUCUGUGGAGACGGGUCACCUGGAUGGAGUCUUCAUGCACAAGAGAGCUCAGAGACUCAAGUUCCUCUGUGAGCGAAAUGACAAGGUAUUCUUUGCAUCUGUGCGUUCAGGAGGUAGCAGCCAAGUUUUCUUCAUGACCCUCAACAGAAACUCUAUGAUGAACUGGUGAUGGCUCCUGCAAUUGUCCGCUCUGCCUCACUCUCCCAUCGAUCAGCCCACCUUGGCUCACGGCACAUCUCACAAAUGAACAUGAUCGACGAGUGGCCAUAACUGAACUCUUUAACACUGGAGAGACUAAAAAGGUUUAGAAAAAAAAAGUCAAAGUUAUUGUAGAGAAAAACAACAACGACCUGUUCUAAAUGAAGAGACAUGUUACCUUAGAUUCUAUCAGGUCAUGCAGAAGCCAUGGUUACUCAACUGACUGGCAAACUGGUGCCACUGACUUUCCAAAUAUUCUCUUCCUUCCUUUUUCUCUUCCCUUGUCUGUAACUCUUUUCCCCUUUUUAUCUGUCUUUGUUCUUUUCUCUCUGCAAGGACCAGUGCAUUCAAGUGUUCAUCAACUUAAGAGCUGCACUUUACACCUGCCUCCCACUGUCUCUUCUUCCUUUUGUCCAUCCCUUCUUCAUCACCAAGUCUCUGCUCCUUCCCCUUCCAUCUAGUCAUCACUUUUUCAGUACCUUGACAUCCUUGUCCUCCAUCUCCCUCACUUGUUGUCAGCCAUGUGUGGGUCCAUUCCCUGAGAACUACACCACACAGGCUGAAGGAAGAAUAGAUAAUCCAAUUUAAUCUAGAUUUAAAUAUAUACUUCUGAAUAUGACAGUGCAGGGAGGGCAGCUGAGAAAUGACAAAUCUACUCUGAAUAUUGGUGGUGAGAGCAGAAAACCUGAUUGAUUUUCUUCUGUGUCACUCCCCUCCUCCUCCUCCUCCCCUACUUCCUCUUCUUGUCAUCAUUUCAGGCUCCAAGUAGACUGAAUUUUGAUUUAAUCUUCAAUUGCAUUUUUGCUGAUAGAGGUGCAAUGAGACACUGCUGUCAUAGGCAGGUUGUAACAGUAUGCAAACAUGAUGUCUGUGUCCCUUUAAAAUGAAAUCACUGGUCCACUUUGCUUCCUUUCUUUCUGCGUCCCUCCUCCUGUCAACCCCCAUCAUCACCAACAUCAUCAUCAUCAU